Molecule: messenger RNA, 511 nt
Organism: Aureococcus anophagefferens
Lineage: Eukaryota; Pelagophyceae; Pelagomonadales; Pelagomonadaceae
Exons: 2
Coding region: 20-460 (146 amino acids)
Biological process (GO): translation
Cellular component (GO): ribosome
Molecular function (GO): structural constituent of ribosome; 5S rRNA binding
Source: RefSeq, a predicted model, not a curated record
AGCUAAUUGCGUUGAGACGAUGUUCCGCCUCGCCGUGUUCCUGAGCGCGAUCGCGUGCGCGUCGGGCCUCGUCGCCCGGUCGGCGCUGACGAUGACGACCGGCAGCCAGGUGCCGUACCGGAUCCGCCUCAAGCGCAUCUCGAACCAGAACAAGGGCCGCAUGCGCCUGAACGUGUUCCGGUCGAACCAGCACAUCUACGCCCAGGUCAUCGACGACAAGGAGGGCACGACGCUCUGCGCCGCGAGCACGCUCGACGAGACGGUCAAGGAGGCGACGGGCGGCAAGGGCAACGACGUGUCCGCCGCGGGCAAGGUCGGCGCGCUCCUCGCCGAGCGCGCCAAGGGCAAGGGGCUCGAGUCGGUCUACUUCGACCGCUUCUCCGGAUCGAACAAGUACCUCUACCACGGGCGCGUCAAGGCGCUCGUCGAGGGCGCCCGCGAGGCCGGCCUGACCGUGUGAGGCGCCGGUCGUCGUGAGCUCCGCCGCCCCUAUGAUAAUACACUUCCAUUG